AUGGGCUCUGCGGACGAGCGUCUCGAGGCCCAGCCACACGGCUUGAACACACACCUUUUACGCAUUACCGAAGAACUUCGAGUUACUUCAGCCGCAUGGGCUUGCCUGUCGUUUGCAGACCUCUCGAACAGACACGAGUCAAUCAAACAGCGUGGACAGAGUCGGGUUGGCUGCACCGUUGUCAGAGCCUGUCUCAACAGGGAGGCUCUUGCGGAAAUGAUUAAAGCCUGGGCGGUUUGGUCUACAGCCCAACGGGAUAAUGCACGGUUCGACGAAGACUCAGAGCAGUCUUCCUGGCUCAAGGAAGCCUUCGAAAAUCCCUAG
Messenger RNA from Aspergillus nomiae NRRL 13137, 324 nucleotides. RefSeq lists its product as uncharacterized. The coding region runs from base 1 to 324 and encodes 107 amino acids. The transcript has 2 exons. NCBI's taxonomy places the organism in Eukaryota, Fungi, Ascomycota, Eurotiomycetes, Eurotiales, Aspergillaceae. The record is from RefSeq and is a predicted model, not a curated record.